Manis javanica (Malayan pangolin) is the source of this 5153-nucleotide messenger RNA. RefSeq names its product gamma-glutamyl carboxylase (gene GGCX). The record is from RefSeq and is a predicted model, not a curated record. Gene Ontology annotation, molecular function: vitamin binding; gamma-glutamyl carboxylase activity. Gene Ontology annotation, biological process: peptidyl-glutamic acid carboxylation. Lineage: Eukaryota; Metazoa; Chordata; Mammalia; Pholidota; Manidae.
UUUCCGGUCGGCCGCGCAGGUGCUGAUGUGUCGGGAGGCCGGGCUUCGGGCAGCUACUCCUCGCAACGCUCCUUUCUCGGACGCUGCUUCUGUGGCCGAGCUACCUCCGCGGAGCUAUGGCGGUGUCUGCCCAGUCCGCUCGGGCCCCGCGCGGCUCAGAUAAAGCACUGAAAGACAAGGCUGGACAGACCUCACGGUCCAAUCAGGGCAGCCGAAUGGGAAAACUCUUGGGUUUUGAGUGGUCAGAUGUGUCCAGCUGGGCAAGGUUGGUGACCCUGCUGAAUCGACCAACGGAUCCUGCAAGCCUGGCCGUUUUUCGUUUUCUCUUUGGGCUGAUGAUGGUGCUGGACAUUCCCCAGGAACGUGGGCUCAGCUCCCUGGACCGAAGAUAUCUGGAUGGGCUGGAGGUGUGCCGCUUCCCCUUGCUGGAUGUCCUGCAGCCCCUGCCGCUUGACUGGAUGUAUCUUGUUUAUACCAUCAUGUUUCUGGGGGCACUGGGCAUGAUGCUGGGCCUGUGCUACCGGAUCAGCUGUGUGUUAUUCCUACUGCCAUACUGGUAUGUGUUUCUCCUGGAUAAGACAUCGUGGAACAACCACUCCUAUCUGUAUGGUUUGUUGGCCUUUCAGCUGAUGUUCAUGGAUGCAAACCACUACUGGUCUGUGGACGGCCUUCUGAAGGCCCACAAGCGGAAUGCCCAUGUGCCCCUUUGGAACUACACAAUGCUGCGUGGCCAGAUCUUCAUUGUGUACUUCAUUGCCGGUGUGAAGAAGCUGGAUGCAGAUUGGGUUGAAGGCUAUUCCAUGGAAUACCUGUCCCGGCACUGGCUCUUCAGUCCUUUCAAACUAGUGUUGUCCGAGGCGAUGACCAGUCUGCUCGUGGUGCAUUGGUGUGGACUGCUGCUCGACCUCUCAGCUGGUUUCCUGCUCUUCUUUGAUGCCUCAAGGUCCAUUGGCCUCCUCUUCGUGUCCUACUUCCACUGCAUGAAUUCCCAACUUUUCAGCAUUGGUAUGUUCCCCUAUGUCAUGCUGGCCAGCAGCCCUCUCUUCUGUCCUCCUGAGUGGCCUCGGAAGUUGGUAUCUCACUGCCCUGCAAGGCUGCAAGAACUGCUGCCCCUCAAGGCUGCCCCUCAGCCUAGCACCUCCUGCAUGUAUAAGAGGAGCCGCUCCAAAGGAGGCCAGAAGCCAGGGCUGCGCCAUCACCUAGGCACCGCCUUUGCCCUGCUCUACCUCUUGGAGCAGCUCUUCCUGCCCUACUCCCAUUUCCUCACCCAGGGCUAUAACAACUGGACCAACGGACUGUACGGCUAUUCCUGGGACAUGAUGGUGCACUCUCGCUCCCACCAGCACGUGAAGAUCACCUACCGUGAUGGCCGCACUGGCGAGCUGGGCUACCUAAACCCUGGGGUAUUCACACAGAGCCGGCGAUGGAAGGAUCAUGCAGACAUGCUGAAGCAAUAUGCCACUUGCCUGAGCCGCCUGCUUCCCAAGUACAAUGUCACUGAGCCCCAGAUCUACUUUGAUAUUUGGGUCUCCAUCAAUGACCGCUUCCAGCAGAGGAUUUUUGACCCUCGUGUGGACAUUGUGCAGGCUGCCUGGUCCCCCUUCCAGUGUACACCUUGGCUGCAGCCAUUGCUGAUAGACUUGUCUCCCUGGAGGACCAAGUUACAGGAAAUCAGGAGCAGCCUAGACAACCACACUGAGGUGGUCUUCAUUGCAGAUUUCCCUGCUUUGUUGCCCCUGAUAGGGCUGCACCUGGAGAAUUUUGUGAGUGAAGACCUGGGCAACACUAGCAUCCAGCUGCUGCAGGGGGAAGUGACUGUGGAACUGGUGGCAGAACAGAAGAACCAGACUCUUCAGGAGGGAGAAAAAAUGCAGUUGCCUGCUGGUGAGUACCAUAAGGUGUAUACAGUGUCACCCCUUCCUUCCUGCUACAUGUACAUCUAUGUCAACACUACGGAGCUUGCACUGGAGAAAGACCUGGCAUAUCUCCAGGAAUUAAAGGAGAAGGUGGAGAAUGGAAGUGAAACAGGGCCUUUACCUCCAGAGCUGCAACCUCUGCUGGAAGGGGAAGUAAAAGGGGGCCUUGAACCAACACCUCUAGUCCAGACCUUUCUUAGACGCCAGCAAAGGCUCCAGGAGAUUGAACGUCGGCGAAAUACCCCUUUCCACGAGCGGCUCUUACGCUUUUUGCUGCGAAAGGUCUAUGUCUUCCGUCGUAGCUUCCUGAUGACUUGCAUCUCACUUCGAAAUCUGUUGUUAGGCCGUCCUUCCCUGGAGCAGCUGGCCCAAGAGGUGACUUAUGCAAACUUGCGACCCUUUGAGCCAGUUGGAGAGUCAAGUCCUUCAAACACAGAUUCUUCAGAUCCUAAUCCACCUGAGCCAAAUUCUGAUCCUGUUCACUCAGAGUUCUGAAGGGGGCCAGACGUUGGGUACAGAUGUGGGAACAGCCAGUCACAGGACCAGUACCUAUGCAGUGGAAAUUUGAAAAAACUAUCUCGUGUAUUUUUUUACAUUUUUCUUCCUUGUCCACAGCUCAUUUUUCAGAAAUAAAUGAUAGAGGAGUCAAGGAAGUAAAGCAAGGGUAACAUCUAUCAGUCUAAGGUUAAGGGGCUAGGAAAGGGUUAAAAACAAUGUGAAAAUGUUCUUCUAAGAUAUAGGGAUUAAGAAUCAGAUUUAAAGUGACUGGCUCCUUGGAGAGGGAGAUUUAAUGUAAUUCACUUUGAUGAAGUAGCAGCUGUUUUCCAGUGCUUGUGAUAUGCUGGGCACUGUGUGAAGCGCAGUAUCUGCAUUAUUACAUUUAGUCCUUAAUGGCCAUUAGCUAUGUUUUACAGUUGGAGAAAGUGAGGCUGAGAGGUAAUAUAAUUUGCUCAUACAUACACCUAAUAAGGGAUGGAUUGGUGGUUUGAACCUCGUCUGUUUGAUUUAAGGUCCUACAUCCUGCAUCUUUUAAUUUUCAGAAUCAUUGAUAAUAAUUCUGAAAUGUAGUUUAAACAUUAACUGUAAGUACUGUUAGGAUGGUGAUCAGGUUCUAUAGGCACACAAAGUAAUUUUCUUUACAAUUCUGGUUCCUUCUUUGUUUGCAUUAUCUAUAUAGCCAGUAAGUUUUUCACUAGCAGUUAUGAGGGCAGUUAGAAUAGCAUGAAGUUACACUAGUAAGGAAAUUUAGAUUGAUGGUAGUAUCUCUCUAAAAGUUAGUGUAGUAUUUAGUAGUAUUCCAGACAUUAGCAAAAAGUGAUGUUAAGUAAAAAUUUACCAGACUUGGUAAGGGAUUAGAGAAUGUUAGUUUGUAGGUUUGGAUAUACAGGGUUGUUUCAGGAAUCUCAAUUCCAUGAAAAUUUAAAGGCCUGGAACUGGACUAGGAAGAGUGCAGAGAAAUAAAAGGCCCCCUGCUCUGGGUGCUCGUGGUCUCCUACCAGAGACUGGCAGUCCCAGUAAUUUUGAUAAAGGAUUGCGUGUUUUCAGGCUUCUCUUCCCUUGCUCUACCCACCCCCAACCCCUUGGACAGUGGUCUCAGGUUCUUUCCUAGGUGGCUGUCUUUUUCUGUACACACUUGGGAUGAUUAUAUAAACACCAUGAUUUCCAACGCUGCUACUUAAUUCCUUCUCUGUGCCCUAGACAUAUACAAAUAGCUCCACCUGAAUAUCCCACAGCUUCAAACUGUCCUAAACAGAACUUAUUCAUCCCCAACUGACCCACUCCUUUAUUAGUGGGCAGCAGUAUUUUUUUGACCAAGUCAUCUGAGUCGUCAGCCUUCACUUUUUUACCUGAGUAAAAAGAACCAUUGCUUCUACCUCUUCUUGACUAUUAGUUUCAUCUCUACCACCUUUGUGUUCUUUCAGCCUUUGUAUUGGAAUUUAGUUAAGGUUAGACGAGAGUAGAGCUACCAUGUAGUCGUUUGUGCAGGUUGGGCCUGAGUAAGGGCACCCCACUGAGGCCAAGGGUGGCCUGGCAGUUUAAGUCCCUCUUACCUUGAUUCAGUGUAUAGGCUAGCAAGGGCUGUGCCACAGGGUAACUUGACCCAGUUAUGAUGUGGGAGAAUCAGUUUUCCAAGUAUUUUGCAGAUCUCUGUGACACAACAUAUACCUUGGCACUGUUUCCUUUGCCGUUAAGCUCAGCUGUCCUUUGUUCCCCUAAGCACUACCCACCUCGCUCGUACUUGACUAACAAAGCUUUUUCACUGUGGGAGUUAACUCUUACAAAAAGUACUUUUCAGAAUAUGCAAGUGUGCCGUUUUCUCCAAACUGUUAGCUCACUUCUCAUUUCCCCAGUGAUGAUGGGGUGGGAUAGAGGACAAGUGGUUAUUUUCAUACUGGUGAGAAAAAGUUGCUCAGUGGAGAUCUCAGCUUUCAGGAGCAAUCAGUUCCUGUAACUGCAGCUGUUACGGCAUAUGGCUUAUCAAUGUCCUUUUAGCCAGUUUUUAUUCCUUGUAAUUCUGCCCCUGCUGUUUGGCUUUGUCCCUGUCGUCAUCCACUUUACGGAAAAGGCAAGCACACAUUUCUCAACCUAAACAUGAAUUGACAUUCCCUGCUUUGAAAUCACCCACUCUUUCAUACCUUUGAUCCUUUCUCCUUGGGCUGAUUAAUAUUCCUCCACCUUCCUAUCUUUAGGAUUCUGUCCCCCAAGGCUGGGCAGAGGAUAAGAACCUUAAAGGUUAUUCUCUGUAUCCUGCAAGCUUGAGGGCUGAGAUGUUACUAGCAAAUACUCAACCUGAUCCUAAGGCAAUUACUCCAGCACUACCCCAAUUUAGGAGCAUUCACUAUUAGUCAUUCUCCUUAUAUGGCCAGCAUGCUUACUUGUAGACAGCAAUGCACUGGCAUUUAAAAGCUCUUUGAAACAUUCUGUGAACUUUCCCAUGUCAAGCAAAGUUUAAGUAUGAUACUCCUCUAAGAUUUAACCUUAUCUCCUCUCCCAACAUAUUUCUAAAUUUUUUAAGUCUCCCAAGAGGUGUAAGACACAUUCCAUGGGCUUCACAUUUGCAGGUCAACCAUGUUUGAUCACCUCUUGACUUUGCACAUGCUGGGUAGAACAUUAGGCCAAGUGGCUCCUGUCUAUAUUGAGUUCCUAGGCUCAAGAAAGGACGGUUCACAAAACUAUGUGGUUAAGAACCCUCUAUACAAACCGCCACAAAUUCAGAAUAAACUUUGUAAACUUGUA